GACUGCUGUAAAACGGAAAUAUCCCAGAGUUCAUAGUGGCUGUGGUGGCUUCGGAAUGUAAACUGCUAGAUAGCCAGCUAGCUAGAAUCGGCACAACUAUACAUAUUAGACAGGCGAGCAGCUAAUUGUUUAGUCGGAAGCUCUCGAAUAAAUUAGCCACAGAAAGAUUUUCUGCAAGACUGUAAAACUCUGCGUAAUGGCUCAUUACCAAUACAUCCAUCUUAGCUUCUUCAUCAUAGGUGACAUCAGUAGCAAGAGCUAACUAGGUAGGCUAGCUUACGUUAUCUGGCGUAUUUUCUGCCACUGUGGCAAGGGACCAUUGAGCGUGGCUAGGUAGGUAGGCUAUGUUAACAAACGACCAGUUUAGGAGGAUGCGUUUCCGUACUGGUGGAACGUAUCAUUUUUAAAAACGGCUACACGUAUUUUCCACGUAUCUGUAUAUACAUUGUUGUCGAAUGUUGUUUACUUAAACUAUCUGACUACAAGGCUGUUGAAUUUCAGCUUUCUAAAAGACUGCUAAGCUUAGCUGGUUGUGAAAGUUUGUCCACGAAGCUAGGUAUCUGAUAGCUAGCUCACUGUCCGCAGAUCUUAUAACACAAAUAUUAAUCAACCGGUUAAGUUAAUCAUCUGGUCUACGUUGAUUAUUAAUAUUGACUGCCGUGUUAAUGUGAUAUAUUCAGUUUACGUUACUUGUCAGGAUUAUUCCAGCUGCAUAGCGCUCUUACAUUUGAAUUUGCAGUGCACUAACUAAACAAGUAACGUCAGUACAACUUCUGCAUUGCUGUUUGGAUUAGCUUUUUAGAUCGUCAACGUUAGCUAUAGAUUGCUAUACCGAACGCAAUAAUGGAUGAUUUCAGCUCAAUAAGUCUGCUGUCAUUGGCAAUGUUAGUGGGGUGUUAUGUUGCCGGAACCAUUCCGUUGGCUGUUAAUUUCUCUGAGGAAAAAUUGAAGCUAGUGACGGUCCUGGGAGCAGGCCUGUUAUGUGGGACUGCACUUGCUGUCAUCAUCCCAGAGGGAGUCCACGCACUCUAUGAGGAAGUUCUGGAGGCCGGGCAUCAUGGGCACGGGCAACUGGAGUCAGGGGUGUCAGAGCCCAAGGUGGCAGUGGAGCCGGUUGCGGGCUCUAGUGGUGAGCAUGGGCAUGAGCAGCUGCAUGCCUAUAUCGGUGUCUCCCUGGUCCUGGGCUUUGUCUUCAUGCUGUUGGUGGACCAGAUUGGUACCUCACACUUGCAUAGCAGCAGCAGUAGUGAUGAUCCUGAGUCUGCAAGAAUAGCCAGCUCAAAGAUCACCACCACUCUGGGUCUUGUAGUCCAUGCUGCAGCUGAUGGGGUGGCUCUGGGUGCUGCUGCCUCCACGUCUCAGACCAGCGUUCAGCUCAUUGUGUUUGUGGCCAUUAUGCUGCACAAGGCUCCGGCUGCGUUUGGCCUUGUCUCUUUCCUGAUGCAUGCAGGCCUGGAGAGGAAUCGCAUUCGCAAGCACCUGCUGGUAUUUGCCUUGGCAGCACCAGCCCUAGCUAUGCUCACGUUUCUGGGCCUCAGCCAGAGCAGUAAAGAGGCCUUGUCAGAUGUGAAUGCCACGGGAGUAGCCAUGCUGUUCUCCGCUGGCACCUUCCUCUAUGUGGCCACUGUACACGUCCUGCCAGAGGUGGGCGGUACAGGCCACAGCCACGGGUCCAGUGCAGGGAAUAACGGGAAAGGACUAAGUAAAGUGGAGGUAGGCGCCCUGGUGCUGGGAUGCCUCAUUCCCUUGGUCCUGUCCAUUGGACAUCAGCACUAGACGGGGCAUCAGAUCAGCCAGAUGGGAAGAGCUGGGCGAUGGAUGGAUGGAUGGAUGGAUGGAUGGAUGGAUGUAGAGGUCUGGAAAGGAGGAAAAGAGAAAGACUGAGAGUUUCAGUGUUUAAGGCCAUACACACUUCUCAUGUUGCCAUUUCGGGGACCUGUGGAUGGAUACGUCGUUCCUGGAAUCAAGUCACUUUGACCAAACUGAGUAAAGAAGAUGAGGAGGUAGAAGGAAAGGGAUGGGGUCCACUUGGUCUCCCAUGGUACAGACCCCUUCACCAUGGUAUAGACCUCCCCCCUAAGAGGUCAUCCCUCUCCUGUGCAUGAAAUGUGAACAUGCUGUGUGGUUGAAUGCUGACGUGCUCCAUUUCAUUUUUUGUUUCUUAGGCCUUUUUUUCUGGGUGAAGGGGGGGGUUUGUAGUUUAACUUUGUCAACAAUGUAAUUGGGUAUAUGGAAAUGUUGUCUUUGCAUCAGAGAUAAGUCAAUGGACUCUGGUCAGGGGUUAAACAAAGUGCAGUGAGCAGUCAAGGAGCCAACAUGGGUCCAAACAUCACAUCAAUGUUUGCUUUACAGAACAAUCACAAAUGUCUUGCUUUUAAACACUUUUAAGGUAUUUUCUGCCCUGCACCUUCAUUUUAGUCACACUGACUACUGGACCAUAAAAAAAUAAAAAAGUACAGCGGUGAAGAAUUGGCCAGAACCACAGCUCAAUCUUUUAAUGAAGAGGCCUACAAUACAACAUGUAAAAUAAGAUGAUUAUGCCUGGUGAUGUUCUCGAGGCAAACUGACAUUUCUUUCUAUGUUCUGAUUAGACCUGAGGAAAGGCCUCUCUGGUUUUCUGGAAAGUAGAUCAGUUAGGCAGAUAUGGUUGUUCUCAUUAAAGUCACAUCGAGUGGCUGACAAAUGAUGUGCUUAUCACGAGGGAGACUGAAUUAGACUUGUAGAUUGACAGAUCUACUGUUAAUGUGAGCUGGUCCUUGAUGAACACUGCUUAGUAUGUCUUAUAUUUAAUUCAGAACUCCCAUCCCUCAAACGACACUAAAUCAGUCACCAUCUAUAACUGAUUGCCUUUUCCAACAGACUUGCACUCUGUCUCCUAGAGCUAGUUGCCGGCAUCUUCACCUGCAUUAAAGCUGCUGUAAGAUAUGUUAACUAUUUUUGGUGACGUCUACCAGGCUUAGCCAGUACAGGAUGGCGCACCUCCCUAUCCUGUGCUGUGCACAGUCAGAAUAAUUGCCAGGUAGGGGUGCCCAUCCUAAUUAGUUUUGCGGUUAAUUAAUCCAUCUUGACUGUGUUAUGAUUGUUAUGUUUUGCUGAACAUGAAGCCCAUCAGAGCUUUUAUCAGCGCAUACGUUUGAGUGAUGGUCAUCAUAUUGUAAAGAUGGCUUAUGUAUUGUACAAAAUGAUUCCUUACAGCAGCUUUAAGGUAAACCAUAUAAUAUGUUUUGGUCAAAUGGAAGGUAGGAAAAGUUUUCCCUUGCUCGCGUGCUGGGUUUAUGUGUCCGCAUACCUUUGAUUACAGCUUGAGCAAAGCAGUUGUUUACAGUGGUGCUUGAAAGUUUGUGAACCCUUUACAAUUUUCUAUAUUUCAGCAUAAAUAUUACCAAAAACUUCAGAUUUUCAUACAAGUCCUAAAAGUAGAUUACGACAACCCAAUUUAACCAAUGAGACAGAAGUAUUGUACUUGGUCAUUUAUUUAUUUAUUGAGGAAAAUGAUCUAAUAUUACUUCUCUGUGAAUGGCAAACGUAUGUGGACCUCUAGGAUUGGCUUUUAUUUUGAAGAUUAAAUUAAUUAAAGUCGAGUGUUUUUAAUCAAUGGGGUGACAAUCAGGUGUGAGUGGGUGCCCUGUUUUAUGAAUGGAUCGAUCAAAGUCUGAUCUUCACAAGAAGUAGUUGCUGAAAAAGGUUACAGAACAAUCUCAAGAAUUUGGACUCCACCAGUCCACAGUCAGGCAGAUCGUGUGGAGGAACAGACCUACAAAUGGAGGGAAUUCAAUCCCAUCUGUGAAACGUGCUGUCAUGUUUUGAGCUGCAUCUGGGCCAGGCCUGUUUGCCAUCAUUGAUGUUUUGAGUUUUGAGUUAUACCAGCUAAUUUGGAAGGAAAAUGUCCAGACCCCUGUCCAUGAACUGAAUGUCCAGAGAAUGUGGUCAAGCAGCAAAACGACCCAAGCACAGAAGUUGGUAUUGCUGCUUGAGGGGGUCACGCCAGAUACUCAAAGCAAAGGUUCACAUACUUUUGCCACUCAGAUAUGUAAUAUUGGCUCACUAAAUCGCCAACGUUUAUUUUUUAUAAAAUAGAAAAUGACCAAGUAUAAUAUUUUUGUCUUAUUUGUUUAAUUGGGCUCUCUUUAUCUACUUUAAGGACUUGUGUGGAAAUCUGAUGUUAUAGGUCAUAUUUAUGAAGAAAUAUAGAACAUUCUAAAGGGUUCCUAAACUUACAAGCACCACUAGAUAUGUAAUAUCGAAUACUGUACAAAAUAGAAUUUUGUUUUGUUCACAUGACCAGAUGCUCACAGUUGGAGACGGUACCACUCUUCUUAAAUGUUGAACAGAAAAAAAUGAAGUGCUAGACCUAAAGUGAACGUAGCACUUUCUCAGUCACAGAGAUCCCAGGGUGUUCCGUUGUUGGUUCUAAGGUUUAAAUGCUGGUGUUGUCUACUUCUACACAGAACUCUCCAUUUACCCAUAGACACACACAUUCACGUUUUGUGGAUUCAGGUGAAAGUGUGCCUCCAUUAUUUGACGAUGCAUCGGACAUUGAUGGAGUAAAGGACACAGAAUGGAUCAUUUCCAUGAAUCUGCUACCAUAGGUGUUGGAGUCUUGUCCUCUGAACGGCCUUGGCGUUGUAGCCCCAUCUUCUGGCUGUUUGAGAGAAAAGCAUGGCUUCCUCUGCUGUCUCUAGAGGCCCCUAGAAGCACUCAUCUGUGUUUGGGACUUGGGUGGUAAAAGAUACAGUGGUGGGAUCAGCAAACAACAAUGCUUUGUGUGUUCCAUUACCUGUAGAUAAUCUAUAUUUUAAUUUUAAUUUUAAUUUUUUAAAGAGAAUAUCUGUGUUUUAAAGGGAAUUACCCUAUUUGGAGAUUGAAUGCUGGUGGGGAGGAACGGUUUGGCUUACUGUCAAGCCAACAGCGUUAUGUGAUCAUUCCACAGGGAGUCUGCCUUAUUUCUUUUUCUUGAUUGUGCAACUUCAAACAGCUGAAAUCCUUUGUGUUAAUGAUAUAAAUAAAGUUUUUUUAAGGUUCUGUAAGGAA
Molecule: messenger RNA, 5031 nt
Organism: Clupea harengus (Atlantic herring)
Lineage: Eukaryota; Metazoa; Chordata; Actinopteri; Clupeiformes; Clupeidae
Gene: slc39a9
Product: solute carrier family 39 member 9
Biological process (GO): zinc ion transport; transmembrane transport
Cellular component (GO): membrane
Molecular function (GO): metal ion transmembrane transporter activity
Source: RefSeq, a predicted model, not a curated record